This is a messenger RNA of Fraxinus pennsylvanica, 1944 nucleotides long. The record is from the annotation of a GenBank genome assembly. Lineage: Eukaryota; Viridiplantae; Streptophyta; Magnoliopsida; Lamiales; Oleaceae.
AUGACCAGAGCAUAUGACAAUUGGGGGAGACUAGUCGAAGCCACAUUGAGGAGAGAAGAGCUCCGGCAGAAUGGUUCGACGAACCAAAGAGGCACUGCCACGGGCCCUAUUCCUACAGGUGAAAGUCCUCCGCCUCCUGGAGUGUCCUUGAAUUUUUCAAGUCUAGGAGAUUUGUUUAUAUAUCUCCAAGCCACGGCUGAAUUUAGCGAUGCAAAUCUAAUCAAGCAUGGCCAUUAUGCGGAUUAUGCUUUCUGGAUAAAUAUGCAGCCUGAUCAGAGAAAAAAGGGGUCUGUGGAUGUAGAUUUCUUCACACAAUAUGGUGAAGGAAGCAGAUAUAGAAUUGAGGAAGUGAUUGGUAAAGGUAGUUAUGGUGUUGUCUGCUCUGCAUAUGACACUCAUCUUGGGGAAAAAGUUGCAAUUAAAAAGAUUAAUGACAUCUUUGAGCACGUCUCUGAUGCAACACGUAUACUUCGGGAGAUUAAACUUCUUAGGCUUCUUCGUCAUCCAGACAUUGUGGAAAUCAAGCAUAUUUUACUGCCUCCUUCUAGAAGGGAAUUCAAGGAUAUAUACGUAGUUUUCGAACUAAUGGAAUCUGAUCUCCACCAGGUCAUUAAAGCAAAUGAUGAUUUGACCCCUGAACAUUACCAAUUCUUUCUUUAUCAGCUUCUUCGAGGCAUGAAGUACAUACACACAGCAAAUGUUUUUCACCGUGAUUUGAAGCCGAAAAACAUUUUAGCAAAUGCUGACUGCAAACUAAAGAUCUGUGACUUUGGCUUGGCAAGAGUAGCCUUUAAUGACACUCCUACCGCUAUAUUUUGGACAGACUAUGUUGCAACGAGAUGGUAUCGGGCUCCUGAAUUGUGUGGAUCAUUUUUCUCAAAGUAUACACCUGCAAUUGAUAUAUGGAGCAUUGGUUGCAUAUUUGCUGAACUUUUGACAGGCAAACCUCUUUUUCCGGGAAAAAAUGUGGUUCAUCAAUUAGAUCUCAUGACUGAUCUGUUGGGUACACCACCACCAGAAACCAUUGCAAGGAUAAGGAAUGAAAAAGCCCGGAGAUACUUAAGCAGCUUGCGAAAGAAGAAGCCCAUUCCUUUCUCUCAUAAGUUUCCAAAUGCUGACCCCCUUGCUUUACGCUUAUUAGAAAGGAUGCUUGCCUUUGAUCCUAAGGACCGACCUUCUGCAGAAGAGGCUCUUGCAGAUCCAUACUUCAGGAACCUGGCCAAAGUUGAGAGAGAACCUUCUGCACAACCAGUGACAAAAAUGGAAUUUGAGUUUGAAAGACGAAGGAUAACCAAGGACGAUGUGAGAGAGUUAAUAUACCGAGAGAUUCUUGAAUAUCACCCUAAAAUGUUGAAAGAAUUCUUAGAGGGAGCUGAACCUACAGGCUUCAUGUAUCCAAGUGCUGUCGACAAAUUUAAGAAACAAUUUGCGUCUCUGGAAGAGCACUACGGAAAUGGGACUACUGCUCCACCUGAGAGGCAGCAUUCAUCAUCUUUGCCCAGGCCAUGUGUAUUACAUUCGGAUAAUUUGACACAGAAUUCUGCUGAUAUCACAAAUGAUCUAUCCAAAUGUUCCAUUAAAGAAAAUGAGAAGCCACAAGUGGACCGGAUGUCUGGACUUCCAAGGUUUCCUCCCCAAGUUCCUCAAAACAUCCCAGCAGGGGGUGUGGCAAGGCCUGGGAAGGUCAUUGGCUCUGUUUUACAUUACAACAAUAGUGCAGCAGCCAUAGCAGAGGCCAAUGAACAUCGAAAAAUGGUUAGGAAUCCAGCAAUACCAGCACAGUAUAUUGUUCCCGGCUCAUCUUACCCAAGAAAGUACUCGGGCUGUAAGAAUGAAAGGGGAGAUGGUACUGAAGGAUCCAAUGGGGUCCAGCAGAAACAAGACAUGUACAUGGCUAGGAAAGUAGCAGCUGCUCAAGGGGGGUCAGGAAGUCAGUGGUAUUAA